GGUCCACGCAAUACAUCUUGCCAUUCGAAACCGGCCGUCAAAAGCCAGCCAGCACUGCGCCAGAGAAAGCGAGCGAGCGAGCGCUUCAGUGAGUGAGUGAGAGAGAGACCCUUUCUCUCUCCUCCUCCUCUCUUCCAUGCCCAAACCCAUCGCCGCCGCCGGCUGCUCCGCCUCCCCCCGGACCACCCGCCUCCGCCUCCUCCGUCGUUUCCCCAGCCCGGGAAACGCGAAUGCCAUCCCCCUGAACACCCCAUUACCUUCAUCCCCUAUUUUCCUUUCUCUCCCGCCGCCUCCUCCUCCUCUUGCUCCUCCUUCCGAUGGUGCUCUCCCCGGAGCUUCUCUCCGCGUCCUCUAAUCUGUUCUGCGCCGAGGACGCCGAUGACGUGGCCUCGUGGGAUGACGACGGCGUGGCCGUCGUCGACGAGGAGUGGAACCUUCCUGUCUCCCCCGGCGACCGUCCCGUAGCCGCCCUUCUCGCCGCCGAGCCCGACCACAUGCCCCGUCCCGACUACCUCUCCCGCUUCCUCGCCCGCGCCCUCGACUCCACCGCCCGUCAGGACGCCAUCAAUUGGAUUCUCAAGGUGAACGAGUUCUACCGCUUCCGGCCGGUGACAGCGUACCUUUCCGUCAACUACCUCGACCGAUUUCUCUCCUCGCAUAACCUCCCGACGAUGCAGGGUCAGAAAAGCGGGUGGCCGAUACAACUGCUUUCGGUGGCGUGCGUGUCGGUGGCGGCGAAGAUGGAGGAGACGCACGUGCCGCUGCUGCUGGACCUCCAGGUCCUGGACCCGCACUUCGUGUUCGAGCCCCGCACCGUCCGUCGGAUGGAGCUCCUUCUCAUGGCCGCUCUCCGCUGGCGGAUGCGCUCCAUCACCCCCUUCGAUUUCCUCCCCCACCUCGCCGCCGCCCUCCCCUCCUCCGCCGCCCUCCUCUCCCGCGCCGCCGAUCUCAUCCUCAGCACCCACCGUGUGGUGGAUUUCUUGGCUUACCGGCCGUCGGCCAUCGCCGCCGCGGCCGUCCUCUGCGCCGCGGACGAGAUCGCCGACGUCCCGGCCCUAGACCACGGCGAUUCAUCGAGCCGCUUCGACGAGUGGGUGAACAAGGUUCAGGAAACGGUGCUUGGGUGUCGCCAGCUAAUGGAGGAGUACCUGAUAGACACGUGCCCUUCGGCUAGGCGGGCGAAGCCGGGGCGCGAGCCGCCGACUCCACAGAGCCCGGUCGGCGUGCUGGACGCCGCGGCGUGCGGUAGCUGCGACACCCAGAAAUCCUCCGCCGCGCCCAUGCCCGAGCCGCCUCCCAAGCGCCGGCGUCUGGCUGAGGGCCGUUGUAUAGAGAGUAUAGAUACGGGCAAUGAUGGUAAAAAUCUCUGAAGCUUUAUUAUAAGUUGGGAGAGAAAAAACUAGUAGUUCUUUUUAUAAUAUAAUAUGGAAUAGAUUUUGGAUGCAAGAUUAGCUUAGGGCCCUCACAGCUAGGGACUGUUGUGCUGCUCUUUUUGUUCCCAUCUCUAUUUAAUAAUAAUUCUUUGACGAGAGAUUAAGAACAA
Molecule: messenger RNA, 1543 nt
Organism: Elaeis guineensis (African oil palm)
Lineage: Eukaryota; Viridiplantae; Streptophyta; Magnoliopsida; Arecales; Arecaceae
Product: cyclin-D2-1
Source: RefSeq, a predicted model, not a curated record